GACUGCUGAGUGCUGUCACAAGUCACAACUUACAAUAUGUGUUUAUUUUAAUCUAAAUAUUAUAACGAUUUUAAUUAAUCAACAGACUAUAUAAACAUUAAUUCGAGUUCAAAUUGGUUUACAAUAUACAUUAUAGUUAUACAUCAAAUGUAACCAAUUGACUACCGCACUACGUUGUUCACAAGUUUACGUCAAUUACUGCUGUGCAGAAGAAAGUUAAGCAAUUUUAUGGGAACCUCUGUAAAAAGUCACACGGAAAAUAUGAUGGCUGGUUCGGCUCUUCGACGGCUAAUGGCCGAAUACAAGCAACUCACGCUGAACCCUCCUGAAGGCAUCAUUGCUGGUCCUGUAAAUGAAGAAAAUUUCUUUGAAUGGGAAGCUUUAAUUACUGGCCCAGAGGGUACAUGCUUUGAAGGUGGUAUUUUUCCAGCUAAACUUCAGUUCCCACCAGAUUACCCUCUUAGCCCCCCUAAAAUGCAGUUCAUAUGUGAAAUGUUUCAUCCUAAUAUAUAUGCCGAUGGUAGAGUCUGUAUAUCAAUCCUCCAUGCUCCUGGCGAUGAUCCUAUGGGAUAUGAAACAAGUGCAGAGAGAUGGUCUCCCGUUCAAAGUGUCGAAAAAAUACUGCUCUCUGUUGUCAGUAUGUUAGCAGAACCUAAUGAUGAAAGUGGUGCAAAUGUAGAUGCGGCUAAAAUGUGGAGAGAGGAUCGAGAACAAUUCAACACGAUAGCUGAAAGGCUAGUACGUAAAACGCUAGACCUUUCUCCUCUGUAACAUGGAGAUUAGGGCAAAAUAUAAGUUUUUACUAGAUUUUUAUUAGCUGUUAAACUUAAUAAUUUUAAAAGAUGUUACAUGAGCAAUACUUAUAUUUGUAUAGUGCACUUGGCAUUACCUAGUUAAAUAGAUUUAUAUUUUCACUUUCACUUAGUAAAACAUUCCACAUUCUAUAGCUAAAUGGCAGGCCUUCAUACUAGUACCCUUUAAGAGGUGAAUUGUCCAAUUUCUUAUUUAUUUGAUGUUAUAUUAGAAAA
Pieris napi is the source of this 1028-nucleotide messenger RNA. RefSeq names its product ubiquitin-conjugating enzyme E2 G2 (gene Ubc7). NCBI's taxonomy places the organism in Eukaryota, Metazoa, Arthropoda, Insecta, Lepidoptera, Pieridae. Gene Ontology annotation, cellular component: endoplasmic reticulum; cytosol. The transcript has 6 exons. The coding region runs from base 229 to 771 and encodes 180 amino acids. The record is from RefSeq and is a predicted model, not a curated record.